AUGAGGUGCCAGGCCCAGCCAGGCCCAGCGCUCACCACCUCCGGGGACUCCCACAGCGUAGCCGCCAACCACGUGGGGCCCACAAACGUUCAGGUCCCCAGGAGCGGGCCCCCACCCCCUCGUCCCCAGGGUCCCCAGGAGCGGGCCCCCACCCCCUCGUCCCCCAGGGUCCCCAGGAGCGGGCCCCCACCCCCUCGUCCCCAGGGUCCCCAGGAGCGGGCCCCCACCCCCUCGUCCCCAGGGUCCCCAGGAGCGGGCCCCCACCCCCUCGUCCCCAGGGUGACCCAGCACGGGGAACGGGCCCUGCCUGGGGACUCGCCGUUGGUCCCAGAUAAGAGCUCCGCCUCCAGUAUCUCAGGCCGGCACGGCCACCCCGCUCCCACCAGCGCUCAGAUGGGUCCCAGGGCCCCGGCGUCCAGCCCUGAGGGUCCCAGCAGUGCUCCAGAACCACAGCACAGUGCGAGAGGGCCCCCGCGGGCACACCCAGGGCAGAACUGUGUGGAGGGGCCGCGAGGCAGCGCUGACCUCCGUCACCCGUCCCAGGAGGAAACGCCCCCACAGGCCUCGCUGAGGAGAGAAGGGCCAGGCCCCGAGGAGCUGGCAUCGCGGCGGGCCGCUGCGGGACCACCCCCCGUGGCCGCGAGCGGUGGCUCUGAGAUGCACGAAAGGGACACCCGCCACACGAGGCACGUGCAUCCCUGCCACGUGCCGCCGCACGCACGUCCCAAAACUUCCAAAACAGGCGGAGGGCUGCCAGCUCCCAGGGCUGCACUGCAGGGUUACCGGGAGGAGCUCAAGCCCACUCGGGGGAGCACGGGCUGCCACACAGGAGCAGCAGGGACGAAAGGCCACCCGUGCUGGGGCCUGGGGCUGGGGUGCGGAGGAAAGGGCGGGCGCGCAGGCGGAUUCUCCGCAGUGAGGCAGGGACCCCGCGGGGAGCUCCGAGGACGGGGGCGCCAGCACUGCGGGCAGCCUGGGACGCGGCCGCUUCCAGACGCAUCCUGGCGUUCCGAGCCUGCCCUGAUUGCAGCCUGCAUCCGGAGACCUGCGGCCGCCCCCCCGGCCCGCGCGGUGAGGCAUCCCACGCACACGUGGGUGUCCGCCCAUCCCUGCACUCUCCGGGACAGGUGUUCCGGACAGGACAGCACCCGGGGAGAGAGUCUCACUCCCGCAGAGGAGUGGAGUGUCCCACCGCCCGGACAGCCUCCAGCGCGGGCUCCAACCGCGCCCGGAGCCGCUCGAGCGAAAGCUGUUCACACCUACCGACGCCGGGCGCAGGAAACCGGUGGCUUGGCUGGGGACCAGACGCGCCCCGGGGGCUUCCCCGCGGGCCGAGCGGAGGCCGACCGGGGCGGACGCUGGGGGCCUGCGCGGGGGUUCCCACGGGGGCCGAGGCCGCACGUGGGGCUCACUGCCCCCGCGCCCACUCGGGACCCCCGCAGCCCUGGCCCGCGCCCCCGCGCCCGCCCCGGGACCCGCAGUCCGUGCAGCCUGCGCUCUCGCCGCGCCCCGGAGCCCCGCACCCCGCGCCCACCUGGCGCUCGGAGCGCGCGCACCGCCCCCACGCCCACUCGGGAGCCCCGCGGCCCUCGCCCCCGCCCCGGGCGCCUGCAGAGCGCCGAGCCCCGUACCUGCGCGCUCGCGGCCUCCGCGGCCCGCUGCCGGGGUGGACCACACUGCCCACAAUGCCCCGCGGCAGCCCGCUUCCGGGAGGCUGGGGGAGGGGGCGCACCUGGUCCCGCCCCCGCCACGCGUCACGCGGACGCCAGCGGCAGCGUCUCGGCCCCGCGCCCCGCGCCCCGGCGAGUCGGGGCUCAGCCGCACCCCAGCCCACCCGGUCGCCGCCCCCUGGUCACGCGCGCCCGGCCGCCCCGCGCGGGCGACUCCGCGUGCGUCCACCCGCCCGGCCGCAGCCGCCGCCGCGCCCCCGGACCCCGCUCCCGCGCUCCUCGCGCGCCCCUCGCGGCUGCCCACCCAGCGCGCGGCUCUGGUCACGCCGAUCACAGCUCGGGGUGGGCCGGCGGCCUCCGGGAGGGCCCUGGGGAGAGGCGCCGCUGCCGCCCGCAGCCGUGA
Molecule: messenger RNA, 2073 nt
Organism: Hippopotamus amphibius kiboko
Lineage: Eukaryota; Metazoa; Chordata; Mammalia; Artiodactyla; Hippopotamidae
Product: basic proline-rich protein-like
Exons: 4
Coding region: 1-2073 (690 amino acids)
Source: RefSeq, a predicted model, not a curated record